AGUGAGUCCAUAGUUGCGGGCAGGUGGAGUCCGUGGUUGGUCGGGGCAUAUGACAUACCGAGCGAGACAUUACUAAUGGGUGAGUUUAGUUUAAGUGGCAACGCGAGCAUCGGUUUGAGUGGCGUCGAGAUCUCAGUGAACAACGCGGGGAAUUCUAAGGCCACCGCAAAUACCAUAUUUUACACCACACCUACGUCGGAGGCGGCGAGUAUACAUCAGGCGCAGCCUCGGCCGGCGAUGCAAGAUGAACUCUCCGAGAAGGCGGCUAUCUCCAGCAGUACCCAGGGCGGAGAUGAAUUGGGUGUGACCGCGAUCUCAUCAAUCUCGGCGAUCACCGCGAGCUCUGCUCCCGACAAGCCUAAGGAUUGCGACUCCAACUCAAACGUAGACUUGACGGACAAGUUGCCCGAACACGUGACGCCGCAAGCCACCAAACAAGCCCCUGCGGUUCUCGGGAGGGAGCCGUUGUUCCACCCUGCCGAUGCCAAUCCUUCGACCCCGACGCCGACACCGACGCCCGGUCCUGGUCCGGGCCAGUUAUGGUCAACGGGCGUCGAGGACGGCUACGUCCACAACCUAAACGUAAACGGCGGUCUAGGCUUCCAGAAUUACUCCUCCCAGCAGCCCCAGCUCUUUGGGAACCAAAACCAGGGCAGGAGGGCGAUUACUGCGGCCCACAACUUCCCGCAUAACGUCGUCCGACAACAAUCUAGUCAUCCGUUGUUCAAGAGUUACGGCUCUUGGACGAAUCCCGGCCAGGGAAGCUGGUCGGGGGGUUCCGCUUGGAACCGGGGCAGGAGCGUGCCGAAUUUGACCCCGCUGCAACAGAUCGGCGUAGGGAAUCGAAAACCGAGCCCUACAUUCAAUCAUCAACAGCCGCAGGCCAUCUCCCCGGUCAAGUUCCGCCGGUCGACCUCUUAUCCCGGCAAAGGCCACUUCCAGCAACCUCCCACCUUCGAAAUAACCGCCACGGACGAACCCCGGGAACUCCUGUCCUACCAGGAUCGAUGUGGAGUAAAUGCAAACGGUAGCAGCCCAUUGGAUACAAUGCGCGGGUUGGAGCAUUAUUUGAACGAUUUCAUGCGUCAACCAACCGACACGUCGGACUUAAAAGGUUUAAUGAAUUGCAAUACCAACGCAUAUCCGUCGCUUACACACUCCCUACAUGGAAAGUCGCCAUAUUUUGGUGGUUUGGACGAACAGGCUGGUCCUGUUUUGUUAGAAGAACCAGGUCAUUUGGUGGAUUCAUCAUUGGGUGGUGGUCAGCCGUUGAGCUCCCCAUCGAGGUCUUCGCCCCAUUCGCAGGGUUCGGAGGGUGGCGAAAGAUUCUCGAGGAAAGUUUUCGUCGGCGGAUUACCUCCCGAUAUCGACGAGGAUGAAAUAACGAACAGUUUCCGACGUUUUGGACCGUUGGUCGUCGAUUGGCCCCAUAAAGCUGAAAGCAAAUCUUAUUUUCCACCGAAAGGAUAUGCAUUCUUAUUAUUUCAGGAUGAGAAUUCUGUUCAAAGUUUGAUUGACGCUUGUAUUACGGAUGAAGAUAAAUUAUAUUUAUGCGUAUCUUCUCCAACUAUCAAAGAUAAACCAGUGCAGAUUCGGCCGUGGAGACUCUCGGAUGCUGAUUUCGUGUUGGACGCGUCGAUGCCGUUGGAUCCACGAAAAACGGUUUUCGUUGGAGGCGUUCCACGUCCGUUGAAAGCGGUGGAGUUGGCUAUGAUUAUGGAUAGGCUUUACGGAGGGGUGUGCUACGCGGGCAUAGACACCGAUCCGGAGUUGAAGUAUCCAAAAGGGGCCGGCCGGGUUGCUUUCAGCAAUCAGCAAAGUUACAUAGCCGCCAUUAGCGCUCGUUUCGUUCAGUUGCAACAUGGUGACAUCGAUAAGCGCGUUGAGGUUAAACCGUAUGUUUUGGAUGACCAAAUGUGCGAUGAGUGUCAGGGGCAACGAUGUGGUGGAAAGUUUGCACCUUUCUUUUGCGCCAACGUUACUUGUUUACAGUAUUAUUGUGAGCAUUGUUGGGCAACGAUACAUUCGAGACCUGGUAGAGAAUUUCAUAAGCCGCUGGUGAAGGAGGGUGCCGAUAGGCCAAGAGCGGUGCCGUUCCGUUGGUGUUAACGUAGGGGCGAGAAUCGCGGUGCGGACUCCGUUCCAUUGGAAUGGGAGGACCCGUGGAGACGCGUAGGCAUAAUUACAAUUAUCUAGUAGCAAUUAUACAUAUUUAAAAGUAUAUUUGAAUACGAUAUGUGUAAUCAAAUUCUCUUUUCUCGCGACCGCGAGUGGUCGAAGGCGAGCUACGGCGCCGAUAGCGAUAGCGAAGACCACAAGCUUCGUUGACAUAGUCAGGCCACUCCUCAAAAACAAAAAAAAUUAAAAUAAAUAACACCCUAAAUUUGUACCGAGCAAUUCUAUUGUAUUUUUGGUUAGAGAAUCGAUCGAGGACGUGUAAUUGAACACUAACAAUAUAAGCUGGGGCUUUUAUAGAGAAUUUUUUGCGUUUUUUCAAACACAGGAAUAAUUUAAAUAAUUUUUUUAAAUAUAAAAAAUCACUUCAGUUUCCUGUGUAACACAUUCUUAAAAUAGCUCAGCCUAAAUAUAGCCAGAACACGCUCGCGGCGACCUGAAAAAAAUCUGGUCGCCAUCUCGCGAACGUUAUACAGCCAGUAUAUACAGUGAUGGAAAUAAGUAUUCGAACGGUUUCGAUACGAAAUAGUUUUUGAUGCAAAAAAA
Molecule: messenger RNA, 2721 nt
Organism: Onthophagus taurus
Lineage: Eukaryota; Metazoa; Arthropoda; Insecta; Coleoptera; Scarabaeidae
Gene: orb2
Product: cytoplasmic polyadenylation element-binding protein orb2
Biological process (GO): negative regulation of cytoplasmic translation
Cellular component (GO): nucleus; synapse; cytoplasm
Molecular function (GO): mRNA regulatory element binding translation repressor activity; translation factor activity, RNA binding; ribosome binding
Source: RefSeq, a predicted model, not a curated record